ACAAUUUUUACAGCGACUUAUUGGUCGAUUAAUCAAACGAUAACAUUAACUGAUUAAAAAUAGACUUGCAUGGGCGUUAGGUGAGGUUUAACGUAUUCUACACAAUAUUUUGUGAUUAUUUAAAAUGUCUAUCCGUCCUUUAUCACCUGAAUUGGCUGAGAAGGCUCGUGUGGAAUUGAACGAGGAUCCUAGAAGGUUGAAAGAAGACUUGCAGCAUUUGAAAGAUUGGAUAGCAAAGCAACCGCAUUUAAGAGUAAGGACAGAUGACCAAUGGCUAACGGUGUUUCUUCGAGGAUGCAAGUACAGUUUGGAAAGGACGAAGCAAAAACUGGAUCUCUUCUAUACCUUCCGGAACAUAGCCCCCGAGUUUUUCCGGAUUAAACACACCGAUCCAUAUUUUUAUGAAAUUUUUAAUUUGGGGAUUAUGAUCGUAUUGCCAAAGCCUAUUGGACCUACUUCACCGAUAGUGGGUAUCUUCAGACCUGGACCAUGCGAUCCCAAAAAGUACGAUAUUAUGGAUGUUAUGGCUGCCACUCACGUCCUCCAAAAGGUAGUGUUAGUGGACAAUGACCACGCAAGUGUGGCUGGUUUUCAGUCAAUAAUGGAUUUAGAAGGUACUACAAUGGCACACUUCACGCAAAUGACUCCCUUCCAAAUGAAGAAAAUGAUGGUAUUUUCCCAGGACGCAGCACCAAUACGCAUGAAAGGGUUUCAUUAUUUAAAUACGCCUCCAGGAUUUGAAACUGUAUUCAACUUAGUGAAGGGUUUCAUGAACGAGAAAAACAGAAGUCGACUUCAUGUUCAUAAUAAGAACUACGAUGAAUUAUACAAGCACAUCCCUAAAGAAGUUCUGCCUGCUGAGUACGGUGGGAAUGGCGGUACUAUUGAAGAAAUCUUAAACUACUGGAAGAAAAAGGUCCAAGAAUAUGACUCUUGGUUAGAGGAAGACGAAAAAUACGGCGUGGAUGAGUCUAAGCGGCCAGGGAAACCUAAAACUGCUGAAGAUUUGUUAGGCAUAGAUGGCACUUUCAGAAAAUUGGACUUUGAUUAAAUUAUAAAUACAUGUUUUUAUUACGAUAUUAUACACAUUUAUAUUUUAAUGAAAGUAAUAUUAUUGUAUUUCUAAUUUGAAGUAAUGGGACCGUAAAAAUAAAAGAAAAUAACCAUUGAACUUAAUUAAGCCUUAUCUUAAUUAUCAAAUUAAGCGUAAUAAGUAGAUAAUUAACAGACAUACAUAAAUAGUUUUUUUUUGUAUACUUACAUAUUUUAAAGUUACUGUUUCUUUUCAAUUAUCAUAAAUCUUUAAGAGGAGAUAUUUUACUGGAUGAUAUUGAAAUGGCAGAUAUGUCUGUGUCGUUGGUUUGUGGAGGUCGAUCUUACAGAAUAUAUGCUAGAAAUGGAAUCGCUAGUUCCCAAUAAUAACAACUCGAAAUUCUAAGAAGCAGUUGGGGAAACGAAGAAUACAAUCACUAGUACAAUAGAUAAAACCUUACUUCUAACUUGGAUCGGUAAACAAAGUUCUUUUCUAGGGUCAAUUCCAUCCAAUCCUAUUUAUUUGUAUACUAUUUAUUGGUAACUUUUUAAUAAAUAUCAAGCUUUUUUCGUUUA
Molecule: messenger RNA, 1608 nt
Organism: Galleria mellonella (greater wax moth)
Lineage: Eukaryota; Metazoa; Arthropoda; Insecta; Lepidoptera; Pyralidae
Product: alpha-tocopherol transfer protein-like
Exons: 7
Coding region: 125-1051 (308 amino acids)
Cellular component (GO): membrane
Molecular function (GO): phosphatidylinositol bisphosphate binding
Source: RefSeq, a predicted model, not a curated record